AUGCAGUUCUCCAUCACCAAGAUCGCCUCCAUCUUCUUCUUCCUCUCCGUCGCCUCGGCCGACCUCCACGAUAGCUGCACUUGCCACAACGGCGACAGCUACAACUGGCGCAUCACCACCAAGGCCUGCGAGCUCUACGCCUCCAAGAACUACAAGUGGGGCAAGGGAACCUACGACACCCCCUCCGGACGUUGCGUCCAGAACUCCGGCAACGACCAGCUCGCCGGAAAGGAGUGGGAGGCUGCCUGCCGCGAGGUCGCCAACGCCGGCUUCCAGUGCGCCGACGGCCAGGGCCUGUACUGCAAGGCCCCUACCAAGGAGGUCCGCGGCCGCUGCUAA
This is a messenger RNA of Colletotrichum higginsianum IMI 349063, 339 nucleotides long. RefSeq lists its product as uncharacterized. The transcript has 3 exons. The record is from RefSeq and is a predicted model, not a curated record. Bases 1 to 339 code for a protein of 112 amino acids. Lineage: Eukaryota; Fungi; Ascomycota; Sordariomycetes; Glomerellales; Glomerellaceae.